AUGCCACCGCAAACACGCAUUGAAUUCCAUCACAGCAGUGGAUUCUGGCUGUUGGCUGUAGGAGGUGGGGGUGAGGAAGUAUCCAAAGGGGUUCAAAAACAGAUACCCAAGGAUGUGGCCAACAUUUUUAAUGCCCCCAGCGGCAAUGAAGAUUUUCCAGGGUUCCAAGAUGAUGCUUCCGGACAGAACUUGUUGUCAGAGAACAGCUAUGCUAGUUUUGAUUCCCUGGAGUCUGGAAAAAAGGGAGGCCGAUUUCAGUCCAGAUACCUCACUGAAGAGCUGCGGAGGAUUUUCACUGAAGACACAGACUCUGAAACAGAAACAUUUGAAGGCUUUGCUUCAAAUGAGGUGCAUGUGAACAAGAAAGAAGUUCUGACGGUGGAGUCAGACCUGAGUGAUGAAGAAUGCCCUAAUUUAUUGGGUAAUGAGGAAGAAAAGGAGGAAGUUUCCCCCAAGAGAAGAAGCUUUGGCCUUCGCGUUGCUUUGCAGUUUCCCACCAGAAAGUCAUCUGAGAAGAAAGUGCCUGAACAGUCUUUGUCUGACUUACCUGUAAAGGACAGUGAAUCGCUCACACCUCUUUCAAGAGAAAUAAACUGCAAGUGGUCAGACAAACUAGAGGGCUCCACUUCAGAGUCUGAAGAAGACAUUAAAGAAACACAGGAGGAAACUUCCAGUGCAAUGAUUAAGAGAGCCAUAAAUAUAAAAGAAAAUAAAGCCAUGCUUGCUCAGCUACUGGCAGAAUUGAAUUCCAUACCAGACCUGUUCCCAGUGAAAACACCCACCUCAACUCCUUCGAAACAGAAGAAAACCCCAAGGAGGACAUUUUCUGAAGGCCAGAUAGCACGUCGAAUGAACCCAACCAGAAAUGCUCGUCCACCAGAAAAAUUUGCCUUGGAAAAAUUUACUGUGUCGGCUGUCAAAUUUGCAGAACAUAUCCGUAGCUAUAGGCAACAAAACCUCUUGAAGAGACUCAGUGUGGGGGAUUGUGGAGUGCGCAAAAGAAGGAGGUCAUCAAAGUACUCGUCUCAUCGUCCAGUAGAAGAUAUUACUGAAGAGGACUUGGACAACAUUGCAGUCACUGUUAGAGACAAAAUCUAUGACAAAGUUCUAGGUAGUACUUGCCACCAGUGUCGACAAAAGACAACAGAUACAAAGACAAUCUGUCGCAACCAGGGCUGUGGAGGAGUAAGAGGGCAGUUUUGUGGACCGUGUCUUCGAAAUCGAUACGGUGAAGAUGUGAAAUCAGCUCUGCUUGAUCCAGCCUGGAUCUGUCCUCCUUGUCGUGGGGUGUGCAACUGCAGCUACUGCCGCCGGCGGGACGGGCGCUGUGCCACCGGCAUGCUCAUCCACCUGGCCAAGUUCUACGGUUACAACAAUGUCAAGGAGUACCUGGAAAGUUUACAAAAACAACUGGCGGAUGACAAUUGACAACACUGAGCUCAAGAUGUGCCUCCAACUGGUUAAUAUGUUGAAAAAUUUUGACUUCAAAAGUUUAUUACUCCGUUUUAUAUAAGAUAGAAUUGUUGUGUAUAGUACAUUAAUUUUUGUGUUGGGAACUUUUUGAUUGAUAUGGUCUUAUGCAAAAGAUCUCUCAGGAAAAUGUUUUGGUAGAGAAAUCUACAUGCACAGACCUAUAGGUUAAGUGAAAUGGCACUCUUGAACCUUGAGUGGUUAAUUUUUAAUAGAGCUACCCAAGCACGUGAUAGAGAACUUGAUCAGUUUGAGCAAUAUUUUUAUUUAUAUAAUUGUGCAAGUUUGCAGAAAGGAUGUUUAACAACUACCUUCAAAGCAUCCAUAUCUUUAAAGAAACAAAACACCCUUGUCUACCAACUUGACCUUAAAGAUUCAGUUUUCCAACCCUUGCUUUCUGAACCUGUUAAUCCACCUGUAGUUUAUGGAACUUGUCCCUGCAAAGAAGGAAAGUGUACUUUCAUUUGAUGCCAUUAUAUUCCAACCAAAGCUGAUGCAAUCGACCAGUGGGAGGAUGAUUGUUUUUUUUAUUUUAUUUCAAAGUGCAAUUAUUCACAGAAACAUGAAACUAGAAGAGUAUUUCUUUAAAAAUAUAAAAUAAAAUUUUAAAAAUUUUAAACAUCAUCCCAGUAAAACCAGCAGUUUUUGUGUAGUGCAUCUGCUGCCUGAACCAUCUGGUCUAAAUCAGAGUUCAGGAUUAAUUUUUUUUUUGCUUACAGUUCAUACUUAAAGGUUUUUUUCAUUUGUACAACCAGGCUUUUGAACAACUUUGUUUAAAUGCAACAUGCUUGUACUGCAUGUUAAAAUAUGUUAAAAUUCUUGUAAGAUACAUGUUUCAUUUUAUGUAGAGAGAAUAAAGACUAAUCUAAAGAGGAGUAUUUUGUGAGUCAAACUACACCCAGAUGCUAAUGUUUCCCAUUUACUUUCCCGUAGCUGUUGUAAUGGUGCUUGCAGAUCAAUAAUCAUUAUGUGGAGAAACACAUGAACACAACACUGAUGGAUGAGGAAAUAACAACAUAGAGCACAUAAGUGUUACACUAAGGAUUGUGUUUUUGUGAGGCAAAUCUCCUGGUCCAGCUGACUUUGAAAAAUGUUUAUCUUCUUUUACUACAAGGCAGAUAGAGAAAGCAGCAUGUAUUAUUGAAAGGUUAGUACUAAACUGCCAAGAGUAAAGCUAUUCCUGCCAGAACCCAUUUACCUGACUUCUUGAUUUUCAGAUUGAAAGUCCAAACAUAAGCUGGCCCUCUGCUUUUGAUUUUAUAAACUGGACAUUCAUAAACAUUAUCAGUUUCCCUUUGAUCCACUGGAAUUGCCCUUAAAAAAUAUUGGCAUUG
Molecule: messenger RNA, 2804 nt
Organism: Manacus vitellinus (golden-collared manakin)
Lineage: Eukaryota; Metazoa; Chordata; Aves; Passeriformes; Pipridae
Gene: CDCA7L
Product: cell division cycle associated 7 like
Exons: 11
Coding region: 1-1428 (475 amino acids)
Biological process (GO): regulation of DNA-templated transcription
Cellular component (GO): nucleus
Source: RefSeq, a predicted model, not a curated record